AAACAUAGCAGCUCCAUCUGCCUCCACCUCCCAGCUCCAGCAUGACCCUUACUACGCCAGUGAUGCAGAGCUGUUGGCUGCUGCCGAAAGUCUCCUGGAUGAGUCGGAGGUGUCGGUCUCCACCCAGCUCACCACCGUGGGAGAGCUGGCUCCAUCCAGCAGCCAGCCGGCGGCGGCGUCCCAACAGCUUCCCUCUGCCUCUGCCGGCAUCCUGCUGGAUCUCUGAUGGGAGACCGCCUCUGUCAUCGAGUCCAUCCUCGCUGACUUCAAGGGGCCAGCAGGUCUAGACAUAGACAGCAUCCCCCUCUUCAAGUCUGCAGAGGCCGUGGAUUCGCACUCUGCGACAGCGAGCAAACAUCUUGGAUGCAUGCAGGAUCCCCCUGGCAUCCAGCUGUGUGUGGCUGUGAAGACGGUGGUGCUGAAUGGCGUGCAGCUGAACAAGUACAGGUGCCGGCGUGGCAGCAACUGUCUGGAGGGGCUGCAUGCACACCUGUACAACGCCAUCCCCUCCAAGAGAUGCGGGAUCAUGCCAUUCCAAGUGUACCUCAUUGCAUUUACCGUGCAGUGGAACACCCGCAUGGAGGCCCUCCGGGUUGCUGGUAGUCAGGGACGGCAGACGACGUGCAUGGACCCCCGGCAGAUCCAGCGCAUGAACCAGCAGGCUGAGGUUCUCUUUGGCAAGGAGCACGUGCCGGAGCCCAACUUUGCUGCUCCCCUUCCAUACCCUGAGCAGUACCAGGACCCAGAGGAGGAGGAGCUGCUUGGGGUGGAGUACGCCCUGUGCCAGUCCACUGCCUUCACUGCAAGGCAGUACUACGCCCAGAAAGCGGAAGACGAGCAGUCCCAUCAGGAGGAGGAAGAGGACUCUGCAGCAGCUAAUGAGAGGAUGGAGGAGGAGGAGCUGCUGGAUGAGGGUGUGGCCAUGGAGGAGGAGGACCCCAUAGACGGCGUCUGCAAGCAGCACGCCGUCCUCACCCAGGCAGUGGAGGUGAAGGAGGAGGACAGCCCAGCUCUGCAGGACGUGCUCAUGAGCCAGCGGCAUCUGCACCUUCCUGGCAUCGUGGAGGUGGAGGCCCUGGCCGUGCUGCUGCUGGAGCUGACGGAUGACAGCGACCACCACCACCUCGUGCCGGUCGCCCUCCGGCAGAAGAUUGUCACCGCUGGCUCUCUCCACGAGCAUGACAAGACUGCCACCAACUUUGUGAAGAAGUACGAGUCCAGGUGGGGCUACACCCUCUUUGGCCGAUGCCUGGGGCCGGAGACCCCCGAGAACUCCGCCGCUCAAAAGACAAAGUUUGGCUGGAUGAGGCACCCGCAGGCUGCACAGGUGACAGGACAGCCGUCUGCUCUACCUGCUCGUUAAGAUGCUCCAUCUGAUAGACUAAAAUAUUGACUCUUUGUUGUUUUACAGCUUUGUUUUCAUUAUAAUUGCAAUAUGUAAAUAAUUUUUUAUUUAUUUUACUCUAUAUUUAAUAUUUCUUAGAUGUUUUUAGCUAUGUAUUUAUAAUUUGUCAUAUAAGUAUCCUAUCCAUUUUUUCUACAAAUGUUUUAUAGCUUCUUAUUUAUAAUAUUUAACUACAUGUAAAUUAUUUUUCAUUUGUUUUCCUCUUUAUUAUUUAAGUUUUUUAGAUGUCUAAUAACUUAGUAUUUAUAUUUGCUAGAUGUAAAUUGUUUGUCAUUUAGAUGAACACAUUUGUCAUAUUUGU
Messenger RNA from Cyprinodon tularosa, 1706 nucleotides. RefSeq lists its product as uncharacterized. Lineage: Eukaryota; Metazoa; Chordata; Actinopteri; Cyprinodontiformes; Cyprinodontidae. The record is from RefSeq and is a predicted model, not a curated record. Bases 368 to 1363 code for a protein of 331 amino acids. The transcript is spliced from 6 exons.